Lytechinus variegatus (green sea urchin) is the source of this 5906-nucleotide messenger RNA. RefSeq names its product NACHT and WD repeat domain-containing protein 2-like. The transcript is spliced from 28 exons. NCBI's taxonomy places the organism in Eukaryota, Metazoa, Echinodermata, Echinoidea, Temnopleuroida, Toxopneustidae. The coding region runs from base 227 to 5323 and encodes 1698 amino acids. The record is from RefSeq and is a predicted model, not a curated record. Gene Ontology annotation, molecular function: protein binding.
UAAAUAUACACACACCGUACCACCACGGCCGGAUCGGAGACGGUGAUGAGUCUCGGCAAAUAUUUCAUUAGCAAUCUUUCUUUGUUUGGUGUAUACCACAAUAUAAAGAGAAUUUAACCGAAGUCUGGUUAGUGUCAGUGAAAACCACCAUGGUCUGUAUAUAAAUUGCAAAGACGACUUUCUCAGACAAGACUAGGGGAACGUAGCAUGAAUCAGGUGUUCAAGAAUGGGUACUGCAGGCUCCAUUCCAGCACUUCAGAACAGACAAGAAGGUGGCUACCCUAAGAGAUCCAAGGCCUGGAUGGGCCUGAAGGCCACCAUCCGCUUCAAGCUUCUCAACAAUGGCCUGUGGAGCAGCGUGCGUAGCGAGCGGGAGCCGUGGCGCGGCAUCCUCCACAACGCGGCGGCAGACUUCGACCAGGAGCAGGACAAGCUGCAGGACGCCGUGGUGGACCUGGAGAGCACGCAGAUGUUCCGGGACAUGGUCCGCGGGAUGGUGCCCCCACCGGGGAUGGACUCUGGCGGGAGGUCCGUCUGGGUCUUCAUCAGUUCAACCUUCACAGACACAAGGAUAGAGAGGGACUUGCUUCUCAUGGAUGCUUACCCGUACAUCAGGGACUACUGUCGACAGAUUGGCAUCGACUUCAAUGUAGUCGAUUUCCGAUGGGGUAUCAGGCAAGGAGCAUCUAACAGACACAUGGCUGCUGAUAUAUGCUACAAUGAAGUAGCUCGGUGUAGAGACAAUUCUAUUGGGCCUUACUUUGUUGCCAUCCUUGGGAACAAAUAUGGAUACCGUCCCAUACCCCCCAAAUUCACAAUGACCACAUACCAGAAGGUGGUAGCCUACCUCGAGAAAGAAGAGACUAGUGAAUCGUUAGAAGCUGUGGCUCUCAUGAAGGAAUGGUACAUUCUGGAUACUAAUGCACUUAAAGAAUCAGAGUAUGUCUUGCAGCCGAUUGACUCAAAACUCAAGAAUUACUACAGCUUCGAUGAAGCCCUAGCUCAGGUCGACCGAGACCAGUGGAACAAGGUGUUUUCUGUUCUUCAGCAAGGCAUCUACAGUGCCGUCAAGUACAUUCCUGACAUGGAUCCAGAAUACGUCAAGGAUGUUAUACAGUCAGUUACAGAAGGUGAGAUAGAAGUCGGUCUUGAAGGAAUCGGCAGCCGGGACUCUGGUGGCCCCCCUCGCUGCUUCACCUUCACCCGAUCAAUCAAUGGCCUGGAUUCUGCCGAGAGAUUCAGCAGGAGAUUCCUUGACAGUGGGUCUCCGCUGGAGCAGGUGGAGAAGCAGAGGAAACUGGGGGAACUGAAGGAGAAGCUCUCAAAGACACUGCCUCCGGAUGCUCUGUACAAUUACGCCCUACGAUUUCAUCCAAGCCAAGAGGAGAUGAUGAAGGAUGAAGGGAACAGGGACACGUUGAAGAGCUUUGUGGAUAUGUUCUGCCACUUCAUGGUCAAUUCUAUCAAGUCAUAUGCCAUCACAGCUCUCCAGAACAUGGACAACUACCUCUUCACGGAGGUCAUGCACCACAGCAGCUUCUGCCGAGAUCGGGCAGCAACGGUCAUCGGACAGGAAGACAACCUAGAGAGGCUGAUGGGAUACCUGUCAAGCGAGACCAAUAAAGACAACAAGCCUUUUGUCAUCCAUGGUCUCGGAGGGACGGGGAAGACCGCCCUCAUUGCCAAGCUUUUCAGCAUGUCUAUUGAGAAGCACAAGGGAGAUGUUAGAAAUAGGCCUCACCACAUUGUAAGGUUUAUCGGCAUCACGCCUCAAUCCUACGACAUUAGGAAUCUACUCUAUAGCAUUUGUGAACAGAUCUGCCAUUGUCUUGGUAUUGAUGAUUGCUUGAUCCCCAAAGAUUACAAAAAACUACAAAAUGCAUUCUUAAUUCUCCUACAGAAGUCUUCAAAGAAUCAUCCCAUAAUGAUCUUCCUCGACUCACUGGACCAGCUAUCGGAUGAAUACCAAGGUCGUGACCUCUUAUGGUUACCAAGGCAACUACCUCCUCAUGUCCGUUUGGUAGUGACAGUGCGACCUGAUGCAGGGUUCUGCCUUACAGCCAUCAAAAACCUGAUCAACAAGUCAGAAUAUUUUCUGGAGAUCAAGUCUUUGGCUGAACCUUCCAAACUGCCUAUGCUGGAAUGCCUUCUUGCAAAUAAUGGGAGGACACUGACAAAAGACCAGAUGAAGAUUGUCUUGAAAGCACACAAGGACAACAAACCGACAGCUCUGUACAUGAAGAUAGCCUGUGACAUGGCAAGCAACUGGAACUCCCACACACCCCUCAAGACCUGCAGGAUAGCUGGAGACAUCACAGGCAUCAUCACACAACUCUUUGAACAACUUGAAGAGAAGCAUGGGAUGCUUUUUGUUGCCCACGCCCUUGGCUACCUGACCUGUUCCCGCUCUGGUCUUACAUCCAAUGAGCUGCUAGAUAUAUUGUCAUGUGAUGAUCCAGUGUUGGAGGACGUCUUUGAACAUUCCACACCACCGAUACGAAAACUACCUCCUCUGCUGUGGACAAGAUUAAGGCUAGAUCUAGGCAGUAAUCUUGUUGAAAGUGGCGCAGAUAACAUGGUUGUCUAUAGGUGGUACCACAGGAUAUUCUACGAGGUUGCCUACACCCGUUACGUGCAGACCAACAUGCAACAGCUCCAUCAGAGCAUCGCUGAAUACUUCUCAGAAAGAUGGGCACGCACCCCUAAGCCUUACGUGAACAAGAAAACCAAGAAGGUAGACGUGGCCUUCAGACAGGUCCAGACCCAGCCCUUAGUCCUGGACCAAGGACUUCAGGAUCAGAGAGGGGGCAGUGCCAGUUCCAUCCGGAAUGAGUUCAAGAAAACGGCUGGUCCUCGUUACAACAUGAGGAAAUUGACAGAGCUUCCGUUUCAUCUAAUCCGAGCAAAGAUGUGGGAUGAAGUAGAGAAGGUAAUGUGUUCCAUACCGUGGAUAGAAGCCAAAUGUCAAACUGGAAGAAUUUAUCAACUAAUCCUAGAACUGGCCCAGGCUGCUGACCAAUUGGAUCACAAGUCCCAGAAGGUAACCGACUUCUACUACAUGAUAAGGGCCAACGCCCAGAUCAUCCAAGAGAACCCGGAGCUCAUCACGCAGCAAGCCCUGAAUGAACCUGACUCUUCUGCAUGCUGCCAGGUCGCUGCUGAAUACCUCAAAUCAACUUGCAAGAAAAAGCUGUGCUGGCAGGCCUUGUCCAAGAGCCAGGUUCAAAGUGCAGAGGUCAUGACCCUUACCCAUACUGCACCUGUAUUUCUGGUGCAGUUCUCCCCCAAAGGCAACCUCCUGGCCACUGCUUGCACAGACAAUACGGUCAGGAUAUGGAUUGUUGCAAGUGGAGCCCUUGAGGCUACCAUAGAGACGGCAGCAUUGAAAGCAGUAUUCCCACCAUCGGCUAAUUGGGUAGCCAUCUUGGGCAGCAAGUCCAUCUGUACCUAUGGGAUAGGGGAUUUAAGCCUCAGUAAAGGGAAACUCCUGAAGCGCAUUCACGUUUCCAAAGUGGAACCAGUCAACGGGACGAUCUUUGUUCCAUCAAACUCCAAGCACCUGUAUUUCUACUCCUACAGCAUCCUUACCAUCUAUAAUGCUGUCAGCGGCAAGGAGAUACAGAGGUCUGAUGUUUCGCCUCGGCCAAAGUGUGUAGCAUUCUCUCCUGAUGGGAAGCUGAUGGGGAUUGGUAACAGAGGCGUCUUCCUCUGGGAUAUAUUCGGAAAGAAGGUUUUGAAGACAUUUUGCGACUCCAUGCUGUGUGUGCAGAGUUCCUUGAGGUUUUCAAAGGAUGGUAAGACCCUUUGCGGGGUGUUGAAGGAUGGCACAUACUGCUGGCCUGUGAAAGGGAUUGGGACCAAACCAACGGAUGUUCUCAACUUGAACUGCCUUGGUGGGGUGGGUGUGGUCUCACCAAACUUGGAUUUUGGGUUCUCUCUCAUGGAAGACGACACUGUGGAGAUCCUGAAGAUGAAAGCAAAAGAAUGGUGUAAGCUGAGCGGUCACAAGGGGCCUGUCAAGUGCGCUAACUUCUGCCAGCCAAACUCCCAGUAUGGUUUCCUUGCCACGGGCAGCGAUGACCACACCGUCAGGAUAUGGGACACCAACCACAUCACCAAGUUUACCCAAAGUGCUCCAAAGGUAAAGCAAGUUCACAGUGGUCCUGUUAGCGCGUGUAUAUUCUUUCCCGAUGGUUCCAAGGCUGUGACGUCAUGCAAGGGAGAAGACUGUAUCCUGUGGGAUCUAAACCAGAGCGUACCCCAGGCCUACGCAGUCCUGGGAACUCCGGUCGGUUGUGUAAUGGAGAAAGUUCAGUGUGUCUCCGAUGACGGCUGUUUUGUGUUCGCAACAUGCAACGGAUCUGACUUUGAUAUCUGGAAUCUAAAGUCUGCUCCCAGAAGGGCGGAUAAGGUAGCGAUUAUCUCGAGGCACAGACUUCUCCCUUUUGUCAGCCCACGCUACCUCUUUGUGAAAUGCAAGAGUCAUGCCAUAGCUUGCUUUACAACAGACAAUAAACCCGGUGACAUCUUCGUCUACGACCUCCUGUCGGCUUCCUGUAUCGGUGACUGGAUGGCGUAUCCAGAUGAGAUGCCCCUCUUUGAUGACUACACCAUGUGCGUUAAAACACUCCACCAUGGCCGUGACUUUUAUAUUGCUGCAGCAGCGUUGAGUGACGACCAGCGAUCCCUGGCCACCGUGGCCAUACGAACCUCAUCAUCAGACAACUCCCUGAAGCCUAUCCCUGAAGCCAAGGCACAAGCCUACCUCACUAACCCACCCGUUGUUCGCAUCUGGCACAUAUCGAAAGGCACGCCCAUGAUGGAGGUGGAUAUGAAGGUCACGAUGACAAGGUUUCAUAAGAUUCGCUACCUGGCUGAUCAACUCAUCGUCUUCAUGCACAUGAAGUGGAGAGACAGGCUUAACGAGCGUGGAAGAAGUAGCUCCAAGAGUGCUCGAUCAAAACGUUAUGAAGAAGAGGAGCACAAACAAGGCGAGGUCAUGGUCUCGGUGUUGGAUUCCUCAUCCGGUUACGCCCUCUACACCGAGAAACGGCCGGGUAUGUACACCAAAAUGAGUGUCCCGAAGGCGCAGUUCCUCAACACCAAGAGAACCGCCAAGGAGAAUGCCCAGAGGACGUUCCUGAGCUGCGUGAAGGACGGGAUCCUGAUCACGAGACGGGUCGGUGAUAACCAACCGGUUGGUAAAUUCAGGCAGAAAGACGAUGACGUGACUGCCUAUGCCUUCUCUGCGGAUAACAGCAGGACUUUGGUGGGUGUGGAUGAUGGGACGGUUCAUCUCCUGCGGAUUGUCGGUGAUUCCUGAUGGUAGUCACAGCCUUGGAGAACUCACAGGAUAGUCAAUAGUCAGUAUUUACAUGAUGUCAUAAUCUCAUAGCACCCUCCUUCAGAGGAUAUAGGAAUAUGUGUGUUGUCAGAGAUGCGCCAGCAGGAGAUCACUGUGGCAAUAUUGCUUCUGCCUCUAAGAUGGCGGUGCAAUGAAAUCAAUGCAUAACACCAGGUCUAUAUCCACUUCUUUUCCUUUCUGUUGAGACAAGCAGGUUGGCUUACAAAACCAAUUAGGCCAGCAUGAUAGAGUCAAGAUUACCAUGGCUCUGGUAUGUUUUUUUUUUCCACCUUUUCCUCAUCGUCUUCAAUCACUGCAGUACAGGUAAACACCAGCUGUCUGUAUGUCAUCAAUGUUCUCUCGAAAGCAAAAUAUCUUUGCUAGUUUUUAACAUACAAUAUUUUAGUAUUGUUUAUAAAAUGUUUAAUUGCGUGAUGUAUGCUCGUAAACAAGUAGAUUGUCUUUCAUCUCAGUAUAAAGCCAGUUAUAGACUCCAGGAUCCUGUAACACAAAGGGUAGCGAUUAAUCGUACGCUUGAUUUUCAUAAAUUGAAUACAUUGUA